Messenger RNA from Harmonia axyridis, 662 nucleotides. Its product is annotated as exocyst complex component 4. Bases 194 to 592 code for a protein of 132 amino acids. Gene Ontology annotation, biological process: exocytosis; Golgi to plasma membrane transport; chemical synaptic transmission. The transcript has a single exon. Lineage: Eukaryota; Metazoa; Arthropoda; Insecta; Coleoptera; Coccinellidae. Gene Ontology annotation, cellular component: exocyst; synapse; growth cone membrane. The record is from RefSeq and is a predicted model, not a curated record.
UUGCAGUGCUCUAACCAGUCUAACCUGAAUGACAUUCAGUCAAAUCAAAGUAUUAUAUCUAAUCUAUAUCUAAGUUAUUAUUUUUUUAGGACGGAAAAAAUAGAAAUAUGCAUUCAUUAAUAAUGACAGCACAGUGGACAUAUUUCGUGUUACAUCUUUACUUUUUCCUUUGAAAAUAUUUUGUUCGAUAAUAAUGGAAGAAUUGCCACCAUUCAAACCCCCAAGGGGGGUUAAACCAAUAAAAGAGACCAGGGUGUUAAUGUCUGUUAUAAGAAGUCUCACGGCUAGUGAAACUGAUGAACAAAGAGAUAGAGAAAAGGCUAAUUUAGAAAUGCAAUAUAGACUAUGCGACCAAAAAUUAGAUGAAUUAGUGUUGAAACACGAAGAAGAUCUCACAUUAGUAAUGCAGAUCUUUGGAAAUAUAUCGCAAUGUGUUAAUGAGAACCGUUUAAGGAUAAGAAAAAUUAAAGAAAGCUUAAUAGAAUGCAAAAAAGUAUUAGGAUAUAGAAAAGAGAGGAUUAGAAAUUUAUGGAGGGACCGGCUUGAAUAUAAGUUCAUUUUGGAUAUGAUAGCAGAAAAUAAGGGAUCCUGAAGUAUUUUAAUAUAAUAAUGAAAAUAUGUAUUUUAUGAUAUGUAUGUUAAAUAAAACUUACUCAAUUGUA